Saccostrea cuccullata (small rock oyster) is the source of this 801-nucleotide messenger RNA. RefSeq lists its product as uncharacterized. Gene Ontology annotation, molecular function: poly(A)-specific ribonuclease activity. NCBI's taxonomy places the organism in Eukaryota, Metazoa, Mollusca, Bivalvia, Ostreida, Ostreidae. Bases 3 to 767 code for a protein of 254 amino acids. The record is from RefSeq and is a predicted model, not a curated record. The transcript is spliced from 5 exons. Gene Ontology annotation, biological process: nuclear-transcribed mRNA poly(A) tail shortening. Gene Ontology annotation, cellular component: CCR4-NOT complex; cytoplasm; nucleus.
GAAUGGGAUAUGAGGGACUGAUGAGAAAGCGUACUGACGAUUACUUUAACGAAGGAGAGGCCCUCUUCUACAAAUCUAGUCGAUUUACCAUUGUAGAAAGCAAUACCUACUCCAUGGCUGAACUAGCAAAUAAGGAAGUUGAUGAAGGGGUGGACCCUUCACAACAGGAGGCCAUCAAGGGGUACCUAAAUCGUCCCGAUGUAAUGGUCUUGGUCAAGCUUCAGUGUAAUAGAACUGGACAGAUCCUUACUGUAGGAAAUAUCCAUGUCCACUGGGGCAGAAUCAGAGUGGAAGAUGUAAAGUGCAUACAGAUUGCAUGUGCCAUUAAAGAGGUAGUUAAUAAGGCAGGGAGUGACAUGAACCCCCAUAUUAUAUGUGGGGACUUUAACUCGGAGGUGACCAGCCCGGGUUAUCAGCUGUGUACAGAGAGAUACCUGUCUGAUGCCUGCAUUCAACAACUCCAGUCACUGGAGAAUUUACAAUUCCAGGAUGGAUCAAAAUCAUCAUUAAUCAACACAUUGUGGAGGGCAUUUCAGCAUACAUCCAGCAGUAUGAAAAGUGCAUAUAAAGCUGCUCAGGGUAGAGAACCACAUCUGACCACCUUCCGGAAAGCUGUGGACUAUGUUUUCUUCAGUUCUAACUGUCUGGACAAUGUGGGGGUACUGGAGGUGGCACCGGAGGAGGCCAUCACCCAGACGGGGGGAAUCCCCGACCAAAUGUUCCCAUCAGACCAUGUAUCAAUCAAGGCCGCUUUCUCAUUCAGAUAAACAACAUCUGUAAGUUUUCUCAGCCAAUGAAAUG